Molecule: messenger RNA, 3567 nt
Organism: Pyricularia pennisetigena
Lineage: Eukaryota; Fungi; Ascomycota; Sordariomycetes; Magnaporthales; Pyriculariaceae
Exons: 1
Coding region: 1-3567 (1188 amino acids)
Biological process (GO): maturation of SSU-rRNA from tricistronic rRNA transcript (SSU-rRNA, 5.8S rRNA, LSU-rRNA)
Cellular component (GO): nucleolus; intracellular anatomical structure
Molecular function (GO): RNA binding; ATP binding; ATP hydrolysis activity
Source: RefSeq, a predicted model, not a curated record
AUGCCCAAGUUUGUGCCUCGACAGAGGAAACGCAAAGUGCUUGAUAGAGAGCGGGCUGCUGCUGCACGCCAGUUCGAAGAAGGCCAGGAUGCCGGCGACUCGGCUGAGACCCCUGCUGAUGGUCAUGUGGCUACAGAAACCGCCAGGCUUAAAGCAAAUCUACGAGAUAAAGGACUUCCUGUCUCUGCCAAGAAAGCCAAGCGAUUAGAAAAGUACAUUGAGACCAAGUUGAAGAAGGAUGAGAACAGGGAACUUUUGGCCAAGCUGGCAGCCAACAAGAUCGACACGAGCUUGUUCUCGAGCAGCAAAACUCUGGGACAAACCAAGCAGACAAAGAGGCAGGCUUUAUCACAGGCGCUGAAUGAAGAGAGGGCCGGACUACCCGGGGACGCUGCCAGGGAGGAGCUCCUCUAUGAAAAGCGCGAGAAGAAAGAUCUACCAGACCAGGAAGAGGAUUCCGAGCUAGAGGCUCAGGAGCAACCCAAGCCGGAUGCAACCGCCUCGUCGACCAUUGCUCCUGCAGGAGAACCAAAAACGACUCCUGCUGCUGGUUCAGGUCUUAAAAGGCCACUAGAGGUGGAUGACGACGGUAGACCUGUGAUUCAGAAGCGCCAAAAGCGAGGAGGCGUAAAAUCAAAGGUAUCCUUGGCACCGAAACCUCCAGUCGACAGCAGCGAUUCAGACGAAUGGGGCGGUUUCAGCUCAGCCGAGGACAAUAAUGAUGGUGAGGACGAAGAUUUGGCGACCGAUGAAGAGUCCAGCGAAGAAGAGGCAUCGGAGGCAUCGGAGGACGAAUCCAGCGAAGAUGGAUCGGAUUCAGCCGACGAGGACGACGGUGAUAUACCACAAAGGCGGUCGGCGUUCAAGGAGUGGGCUCAGGCACAACGAAACGAAGCGCUUGGGUUUCAACCCUCUACAUCGACAGUUUUGGAUAUACCUCGACCAGCAAACUUCAAACCAAGACCAAUGGAGCAGGAACCGUUGCCGCCUGAGCUUCAACCCACAAUGGAUACAGAUCGAAAGGCAUUCCAUGUUGCAGUCGCCCGCUCGCCCGAAAUUCAGUCAGCACGAUUAGCUCUUCCAGUUGUAUCCGAAGAACAGAGAAUCAUGGAGGCAAUACACAACAACAAUAUUGUUGUCAUAUGUGGCGCAACCGGUUCGGGAAAGACUACUCAGAUUCCCCAAUUUCUCUUCGAAGCUGGGUAUGGUUCACCUGAUUCACCGACUCCUGGGAUGAUAGGCAUCACUCAGCCAAGGAGGGUCGCCGCUGUGAGCAUGUCAAAACGAGUGGCCGAGGAACUGGGUGACCACUCUCAAAAGGUUGGUUACCAGAUUCGAUUUGAGGGCACUGUCAACAAAGAUACCGCUGUCAAGUUCAUGACAGAUGGUGUACUGCUUCGGGAGAUUGCCCAGGAUCUAGCCCUACGCAAGUACUCCGCAAUAGUGGUUGACGAGGCCCAUGAGAGGAGCGUGAACACCGACAUUCUCAUAGGCAUGCUCAGCCGCAUCAUCAAGCUCAGGGCGGAAAUGGCCCAGGAAGACCCAGCAGUCAAGCCCCUGAAGCUUGUGAUCAUGUCCGCUACUCUGCGGAUCGAGGAUUUGACCGAAAACAAGAACUUGUUUGCCACGCCGCCCCCAGUACUCGAAGUCGAGGGGAGACAAUACCCUGUCACUCUUCAUUUUGCCCGCAAGACACAUCAUGACUAUGUCGAAGAGGCGUUCAGAAAGAUAAGCAGAGGUCACAAAAAGCUGCCGCCAGGUGGUAUGCUUGUCUUUCUGACUGGCCAGAAUGAAAUAACCCAACUCAGCAAGCGGCUCAAGCUCCAAUUCAAUGGAGUCACAUCUGUCAAUGCACCCCAAGUAAGAAUAUCGACACAGGAUGCACCCAUGGAGGCUGAAGAUGUGGACUUUGGCGAUGCGCUUGAUCUAGACCAAGAUGACUAUGAUGACGGCGAGGGCUCUGAAGGGGAUGAGAAUGAGGAAGAAGAGUUCAAAAUCGAGGAAGAAGAGGCAGGCACUGGUCCUUCGCGCAUGCACGUAUUGCCGCUUUACUCUUUGCUGCCAACAAAGGAACAGAUGCGCGUAUUUGAGCCACCCCCAGAUGGCAGUCGUCUCGUUGUGCUGGCUACAAACGUGGCCGAGACCAGUUUGACGAUCCCUGGGAUACGCUACGUUUUUGACAGUGGCAGGUCCAAGGAGCGCAAGUACGACCAGCUGACGGGAGUGCAGAGUUUCGAGGUUGGCUGGAUCAGCAAGGCCAGCGCGAAUCAGCGCGCAGGCAGAGCUGGUCGUACGGGGCCUGGCCACUGCUGGAGGCUCUACUCGUCUGCAGUCUACGAGAGAGAUCUCGACGAGUUUGCGCUUCCCGAACUUCUUCGUACAUCACUCGAGGGAGUUGUACUUCAGCUCAAGUCCAUGAACCUCCAGCAUGUCGUCAACUUUCCUUUUCCCACACCUCCCGAGCGCGACAGCCUAGUCAAGGCUGAGAAGCUGCUCAAGUACAUAUCGGCAGUCUCAGAAGAGGGACGCGUGACACAAGUUGGAUACACAAUGUCUAUCUUCCCCCUAUCGCCACGCUUCUCGCGGAUUCUUCUCCUUGGCCAUCAGCAUGACUGUCUGCAUUACACCAUCACCCUUGUUGCCGCCCUCUCUGCAGCAGAAAUCUUCAUCCCGGAGAACCAGGCGAUCCCCCAACUAGCAGCCAAGGAAGACGAUGACAUCCGCACCAACGACGAUAUACAGGCUGAAACCAAACAGGCUGCCAUAAGACGGCAGUUCAACGCAGUGAACAAGAACUUCUGCUUCCUUGAUGACAAAUCAGAUGCCAUAAAGACGCUCCAGGUUCUUGGCGAGUUUGCCCACGAACCAACAGAAAAGUGGUGUGAAAGCCACUUCGUCCGAUUCAAGGUUCUCAAGGAGGCGCAGAAGCUCCGCCAGCAGAUUGUCCAGCUGCUCAAGACAAACAUACCAUCAUUUGCCAAUAUCACUUUCCAAGAUAAACUUGAUGCACCUACUGAGAAGCAGGUCAAGGCACUCAAGCAAAUGGUGGCAGCUGGCUUCAUCGACCGAGUUGCCAUCCGGGCGGACAAGGCACCCACCCCACCAACACAGUUCCGACCCCCGAGACGCGCCAUCGAUGUUCCAUACAUACCGUUAUCCCCUCUUGCUGUCGAUGGAGGCUCUUCUGACGACGAAGAAAAGCUUGUCUAUAUUCACCCGUCUUCCCCACUGGCACAUCUUAGUACGAGCGAGUGUCCAGACUACAUAAUCUAUAACUACCUGCAAAAGCCGGCAUCGCUAGCUGUGGAGGACGGGACCAGGAAGCCCAAGACACGGAUGCACGCACUCACAGACAUAAAUGGAGCCCAACUGGCCAAUUUGGCGAAACGUACGCCAUUGAUUAGUUACGGAAAGCCCAUCAAGGUAGCAAACGAUGAUGGGAAGACACGUGAGGCCUGGCUCGUCCCAUACAUCAGAGCUGAGGGCACGGGAGGGAUUGGAUGGCCGCUACCAGUGCAGAAGCUGAAACAGAAGAGGAUCGCUGGAAAAGGUUGGGUUGUUGAGUAG